This is a messenger RNA of Daphnia carinata, 1232 nucleotides long. It is a transcript of the gene mRpS11, whose product is annotated as small ribosomal subunit protein uS11m-like. NCBI's taxonomy places the organism in Eukaryota, Metazoa, Arthropoda, Branchiopoda, Diplostraca, Daphniidae. Gene Ontology annotation, molecular function: mRNA 5'-UTR binding; small ribosomal subunit rRNA binding; structural constituent of ribosome. The record is from RefSeq and is a predicted model, not a curated record. The coding region runs from base 99 to 830 and encodes 243 amino acids. Gene Ontology annotation, cellular component: ribosome; mitochondrial small ribosomal subunit. Gene Ontology annotation, biological process: translation; ribosomal small subunit assembly; maturation of SSU-rRNA from tricistronic rRNA transcript (SSU-rRNA, 5.8S rRNA, LSU-rRNA). The transcript has 5 exons.
UUCCCGUCGCGUCUGCUUCUUACUGCAAUUGCCUAGAAGUCCACCAUCUUUCUCUUCACCGUAGUUUUUUCACCCAGAUCGGACGUUCUUUGUAGUGCAUGGCGCUAAAAAAUUUCGCUCGGCGAGCGUUUUGGACGCUGCCGAGCUCUGUUUUGCGUCAUUCGAACGUACUCGGCACAAGGAUCAUCUCUAACAGAAUCUCGGUAGCUUGCCUUUCUUCGCUCUCUGAUAAAUUGUGGUUGAAAAAUCAGCUCGAUCUCGACAAUGGAAAAAGCACUGUCGGCCACGCCCGACGCCAUUUUCAGACCUGUGUUAGUCGUUGCAAGAAAGAUGAUCUUUCUCGCGCACAAAUGGUUGCUUCCAUGCCCAAACUGGAUGAAGGAACACAAGGCGAAAAUAUGCAAGACGUGACCUAUGACGAACAGACUGGCCUAUUCCCUGAUGAAGGAACUCCAAAUCAAUUGUUUGAUGGGAUUCGUUUUGCAGACCUUCCUAUCUGUAACAUUACAGCCACUCCCAACAACACAAUCAUGACGCUGACAAAUGCUGCUGGUGUUGUACAGACCAUUCAUAGUUGUGGCAGAGAAGGCUUUAAAAACACACGUGAGGGGACUAACAUAGCUGCUCAAGCUACGGCAAUCACACUUGCUACAAGAGGUAUUGGCCUUGGGAUGAAAACUGUUCGUGUAACUGUCAGUGGCCUUGGGCCAGGAAGAAUGGCCGCCAUUAAAGGAUUAACAAUGGCUGGCAUGAAUGUUAUAUCCAUAACCGACCGGACACCGGUGCCUUGGUCUGCACAGCCUCGUCCGAAGAAACGGAGAAAGCUGUAAGCUCUACAUUUAUCCACAUUGCCACCGUCUUACUUAACUGUUCUGAGACAGCCAUGUGAAGAACCGUAUCAUAUCGAUGAUAGCCGUGAUCCUUUCCUCAUUUAUUGAACGCGUUUUGUUUUGCUUGGCCAUUUAGUGCCACACAAAGCCAUUCGCUAAUUAAAUGAUGUAUUUGCCACGUAUAAGUAAUAGAUCCCAUUCAAGACAAAUCGACAGUUCUAUAGCUUUCCAGAUUACUCGGCUCGAUUUCCAGUCUUGAUUCCUUCACACACCUCAAUAGUUCUCUUUAACAUCUUUAAGUGUAAAUAUUUCACUAGGAACUAGUCAUUGAUGAAUGUUAUGUGCGAGGGCAGAAGACCUUGAUGCGAAGUUGGUUAACUUCUGAAUACAUGUGUCAUUCAU